AUGCCGUCGGCAGUGCCGCAAGAACCACCUUCCAUCGCGAAGUGGAAGCGACCCAAACACACGACGGAAAAGUUAGAUUGGGCGGACAUCAAGAUCAUCGAUUUGUCUACUUUCGACGAGCCCAAUGGAAAACAGAAACUGGCUGAAGAACUAAGAGACGCUGUGCACCACACGGGCUUUUUCAGCGUUACUGGUACUGAAUUCACACAAGAAGAGGUCGAUCGGCAAUAUGACAUCGGUCAAGCUUACUUCAACUUGCCAUUGGAAGAGAAGGGCGACCCGAAGUACCGAUGUGAUUUCUCAAAGGGGAACUAUUUUGGGUAUCGUGCUGCCAACGAGAAGAAAAUAAUGGGUACCUCCGUCCUCGACAACAUCGAAUCAAUCAACAUCCCCAAAUUUAUCCCUUCAAACUCCCACGAGCCCUUUCCCCCGUUCCUCCAUCCCUUCCGUUCAGAAGUCGAAUCUUUUUCACGUCGAUCUUUGGAUGUAGCAUCUAAGAUCUUCACGCUCUUCUCCCUCAUACUAGAAUUACCAGAAAACUAUUUCUCGGACCAACAUCGCUACGAUGACCCAUCAGAAGACCAUCUCCGAUACAUGAUUUACCACCCCCGUCCUGCCGCCGACGAUGCCAAAGUUCAGAAUACCUGGUCUCGCGCGCACACAGACUUCGGAAGCUUGACACUACUGUGGAGCCAGGAUGUCGCGGGUCUGCAGCUCAAAACGCCGGCUGGACAAUGGAAGUACGUUCCACCCGUUUCCAACGGUAUCAUUUGUAAUGUCGGCGACACGUUAUCCUUUUGGUCGGCGGGCUACUUCAAGUCAACCAUUCAUCGGGUUAUUAGACCGCCGGACGAUCAAGCGCACAUCCACCGGUUGGGAUUGUUUUACUUUGUUAGACCCGGAAAUGAGGUAGAUAUUAAGCCAGUGGCGUCGCCAUUGUUGAGGAGAUUGGGACUUAUUGGUGAUGAUGCGGGAGAGAAGGAGCCGGUGCGGGGACUGGAGUAUGUGCGAGAAAGGGUGAAGGAUUAUCAUGAUCAUACAGAUUACGCGGACAUGAAAGGGAAGAAGUUUAAGGUGGGAGAUCUGGAGAUCGAGGAUGAGGCUGCGUAG
Messenger RNA from Alternaria atra, 1110 nucleotides. RefSeq lists its product as uncharacterized. Bases 1 to 1110 code for a protein of 369 amino acids. The record is from RefSeq and is a predicted model, not a curated record. Lineage: Eukaryota; Fungi; Ascomycota; Dothideomycetes; Pleosporales; Pleosporaceae. The transcript is spliced from 3 exons. Gene Ontology annotation, molecular function: dioxygenase activity.